GGCAGCAGGAGACCACAGCUAGCUUUGUCAACUUAGAGUACAACCUGUGAAGCUGCCCCUGAGAGUCAUCUCAACAUGUUCAGUGAAAAGAGCAGUGCCUCUUUGACCCAGAAACCCGUCCAGAAAAAGACGCGACCUCAGGGCCUCCCCUCUCCUGCUCUCUGCUGCGCUUGUGGACUCUGCAUCAUGUUAGCAGGGAUCAACAUCACUUUAGUGGGAGCAUUUGCCUUUGGAACCUUCCUACCCGUGAACAACCCUCCCAUCAUCAUUGGACCCAUCCUGCUGGUGGUGGCCUUCACCUUCUUCGGCGCCUGCUGCAUAUGCAGCCGGAGGCCCCCAGCUCACGGGGCCAGGAAAUCCAAGCCGGGUUCCAACAUCGGCCUCAUAAAGCCGGGCAACACGGCCUUCGAAAUUGAGACCAGCGAGCACACGGUGCAGGACACCACUGCCGUUCAGCUGAGCCCCACAAACUCCCCUGUCUCCUCCAAAAAGUCCACGCCGGUUCACGAGAGCGCGAAGACCUGCAAGCUCUUCACCAUGGAAGGCAACGGGCCGGUGGCUAAGUACACCCCGGGAGGAGAGACAGUACAGCUCAACUUGCCCAGGGACCUGGCUGCAUCCUAAAGCCAGGCAGAGCUUAGCUUAGCAGCCAGCCAGACACUGCGGCGGGUGGGCUGGGGAUCCGCGACGUGCCAUGGGGGUGGGGAAGGUGCUUGUGGAGAAGCCAGCAGCCAGAGAGGUCUCUUGGAACCAACUCCACAGAGGUGGACGCAACAGCAGACAA
Messenger RNA from Dryobates pubescens (Downy woodpecker), 784 nucleotides. It is a transcript of the gene TMEM275, whose product is annotated as transmembrane protein 275. Lineage: Eukaryota; Metazoa; Chordata; Aves; Piciformes; Picidae. The transcript has a single exon. The record is from RefSeq and is a predicted model, not a curated record. The coding region runs from base 76 to 624 and encodes 182 amino acids.